UGUGACUUGACAGUGCACAGGAAGAAGGUCUUUCUGUCCAUGAUGACAACUUUAAAACGGCAGCACGCGCUGAAGCUCGCGACACGUUUUGCGUCAAUUUAACGCGGUUUUCCUCUCAAUUUUUUUGUUGUUGACGUCGAAUGUCGUUUCCGUCUGGAAUUAGCUUAGCCACACUGAGGCUAGCUGCUAGCCAGCUAGCAUGAGCGCGGGCCAUCGCGGUCUUUGUUUACAUCCAGUCAUGAUGACGAUGAUGAUGAUGAUGAUGAUGAUAAGGUGGUGAUGGUGUGUUAGCUAACCCCGCUAUCAGCGCUGUUUCAGCGGGACAGUGACAGCCUCCGCCCCGGGGAUCGAACACCCACCUCGCUGCUGGCAUCGUAGCCUGAUGGAAGUGUCCUCACAGGAUCCAUCCCUCGUGGCCAUGGACCUGUCAAAGAGCUACAAACCCCUGACCCGCAGCCACACUGAAGCCAUGGACCUGGUGAAGAAGCCGGAGUGGUACCAUCGCCGUCCAGCAGGCUGCAGCGCGGACAUCACAGUGUCCUCGUUUCGAUCCAGAGCCUCGUCGUCCUCUUUUAACUCUCUCUCAUCGGCACCAGCUCCCGCCGCCGUCCACUGCAGAGACAUGGACCAGGUCCCUGAGGCUUUGACCGGCUACAUGAACUCGUCAAUUGCUCCGGGUCUGGAUUUAUACCAUGACGGAGUUCACGGCAACCUGUGGCAUCCGGGUUUCUACGGUCCUGACCGGAGUGUCGGCCCCGCUCCUGAAAGCAGCGGCGCGGAGGAGAGCGACAGCGGCUCUGAUGUCAUUUUCCUUGUUUCCUCUGCGAAGGAGCCGCUCUUAUGUAGCUCCUUCAUCCAGGACAGUGUGAGACACAUCGUGGAGCCUCUGUCGCCGGCUGUGUCUUCGCUGGGGGGAGGGCGAGACUGCUGUCACCUUCCUCAGCCUCUGAGCUCCCCCAGUGCCGACAGCUCGUAUUCAGACGACUCGUCGGACAGCUCAGUGGACAUCCCUGUUCAUCACACCAGGCCCGUCGUCCUCCUGUCGGACCUCGGCCCUGUUUAUGGCAACCGCGUCCAAUCUCUCAAUGUUUCCAGCGACGACAGCGACGUCAUUGAAGUCUCCGUCACUAACUGCAAGAAAAGAAGCCGCAGCUUUUCUCACAAGAAAACUGUCCCUUGUAAAAAGAGUGACAUGAGCGACACAUCGCCUCAGAGUGGACGAGAAAAAGCUCCAGCUAAAAAAGUGCGGCGUAGCACCAGAAUCAGAAAACCUAUGUCCGAGACACCGCAGUUUUCCUGCGCGGCGUCCCGGUACAGUCUGAGGAGACAGGCCAAAAAUGACGCAGUGGGAAUUUACAAUGAAAGCUGCGAUUCUGAUGAUAUGAUGGAUUACACGGCAAGGUUGUCCAACCCAGAGGUUGAUGAGUCCCUCUCACCACCAAACGAGUCACAGAGAGCGAGCAGCAGCUCACACGAGUCAGAUGUGGACGUUCUGACGGAGAGGACGUCACCACCACCUCGCGGGAAACCUACGAGCCCGGCUAAGAAGCCGCUCACAACAACAAAAAGGUUAAGAGGAACCAAACAGAAACAGCAGAACCUCAAGGCGUCACCAGCAAACAAAAAAAACACCACGAGGCGGAAGAAAAAAAGACGAACUUGCUCCGGACCAUCUUCUCUGUUUCCUCCCAGAGAGCCAGAAAUCAAGCUGAGAUAUGCGAAACUUAAAGCGGAGAAAAAAGCCAAGAAAUCGGACGCUUUCUGUCCCUUUGUCCACGUGGAGCAAAGGACGUGCACUGUGGUCAACUUCGAGGAGGAGGAGGCAACUGUGCGGAGCAGCCAAGGAGCACGGACACAGAUUGGUGUUAAGUCUCUGCCCGGGUCUUUACCCAAGACGUCCUGUUUCCGGCUGAGUCGGCUCCGCUCAGAGAGCAGGAGCCAGGGGGCGCUCUACUGCAGCCUGUGCGGUCAGAUGGCCAACUUGAAGGGUCUCGGGGACCUUCAUGGCCCAUACUGUCGCAGCAGCUCACGUUUGGACGUCCAGAGCUGCAGGACUGAGCAGAAGGAGGAAGACUGCUCGCGCAAACUCGCUGAUUCAGUCAAUUCCCCAGACAUUAGUUACAAUAGUCGCGCAUGCUCUCCUGCGGUCAAGUGUUCACAAGGCGGCGACAGCAGCGCACUGCCAAAGAUCCGUCUUCAGGAGGACGAGUGCUGGAUUCACGAAGACUGCGGCAUCUGGUCCACCGGCGUCUUCCUUGUCAGAGGGAAGCUGUACGGCUUAGAGGAGGCGGCACGACUGGCACAGGAAACAGUUUGUUCAGCGUGUCAACAAACAGGUGCAAUUAUGGGCUGUUUCCAGAAGGGCUGUUCCAGAUACUAUCACUACAUAUGUGCCAUUCACUCAGGCUGUGCCCUCAAUGAGGAGAACUUCUCCAUGCGAUGUACAGAGCACAAGAACAAAGCGUUCACCAGUAUCACCCGACGACGCAGGAGAUGACGCAGAAGAAACACGGAGGCUCUGGAGAUCUCCUCAGGGUGUGAAGGCGUCACCUCUGCUGUUUACUAACACUGUGUGUGUGUGUGUGUGCAUGUGAGCGUGCGUGCGUGUGUGUGUGUGUGUGUGUGUGUGUACAAAUGUCUUUGAGGACCAAAAAAAAAACAAACUUAUACCACCACAAGUGAGGAGGUUUUUGUGAAAGUGAGGACAGUGGGAUUACUUCAUGGCAAGUUCAGGGAUUUUCAAAAUAAAAUAUUGUUGUAUUACGUUUUUUUAGCUUGAAAGUAAAAUGCAUUCAUGUUAUUUCUGGUAUUAGUAGUUCUUCUUCUCAGACAAAUACACGUUUAAAAUCCCUUCCUCAUCCGGCUUUCAAAAUAAGAGCCAUUAACUUUGGCACGUAGGAGUCGUUAUUCUUACAAAACAAAAUAUACAUUUUCAUAUCUUUUUUUUAUUUGUAAUUUGAGUCAAAGUAGUUUUUGGUAGUUUUUAGGGUUUGGGUUAGGUUUAGAUUAGGGAUUAGGGAGUGGAUUAUGUCUGGGUGUCCUCACUAAGAAUGCUGUACGAGUGUGUGUGUGUGUGUAUUUAUUCUUAAAAAUCAACACCUGGAUUAGCCACGUCACAAACACAGUUUAUUAUUUGACCAUGAUAAUAAUAAUCUAAGAGAUUAACUUAAUUCCUACUGUUUUUGUACGACUUUUCUAUAAUUGUUGGUUCUUCAGGCGUCACAUGAUGAGGUCACAUGACGAGGACCAUUUACUUUGAUCAAGAAGCAGGAACAGCUGUCGUUUGCUACUCUGCACUUUAUUAAUAUGAUUUUAUUUAUGUCUGAAUUGUUCUUUAUCAUACAGUUAUUUAAGUUUAAUAUAAAGCUGCACUAAGUAGGAUUUAUAUAUAUAUAUAUAAAUAUUAGUGUGAGCUUUAUUGAUUCAUCUCAUGACAGACACUAAAUGUUUAAAAAAGAAAAGAGAUUUUAAUCCAGAUUUUAGUUUUAUGCCUGCACUUUGUAUCUGAGUAAAUAAAAAAACAAGAUGAUUGUUAUUUAAUAAUAAAAAAAAUUAUCA
This is a messenger RNA of Solea solea (common sole), 3558 nucleotides long. RefSeq lists its product as uncharacterized. Bases 383 to 2497 code for a protein of 704 amino acids. The transcript has 6 exons. NCBI's taxonomy places the organism in Eukaryota, Metazoa, Chordata, Actinopteri, Pleuronectiformes, Soleidae. Gene Ontology annotation, biological process: regulation of transcription by RNA polymerase II. Gene Ontology annotation, cellular component: nucleus. The record is from RefSeq and is a predicted model, not a curated record.